This is a messenger RNA of Anguilla rostrata (American eel), 3248 nucleotides long. RefSeq names its product ELAV-like protein 1. Gene Ontology annotation, molecular function: RNA binding. NCBI's taxonomy places the organism in Eukaryota, Metazoa, Chordata, Actinopteri, Anguilliformes, Anguillidae. The record is from RefSeq and is a predicted model, not a curated record. Bases 340 to 1377 code for a protein of 345 amino acids. Gene Ontology annotation, cellular component: ribonucleoprotein complex. The transcript has 7 exons.
UGUCGUCACUACCCGGCCAGACAGUUGCGAGAGACCUCGGCUCUGUUCGUUGUCACGAGAAGCCGCUCAACUCGAUUAGCCAACAGCCUCGGUAUUUGCGCGAUAAGGAGCAGGCUACGUCUUCAUCUUUUACAAAAGCUGCGGAACCACUGAAAAACAGGUAUUGAGCUCGUAAGAAGACCCAGCAUCUUUUUCACUUGUUUUUUUUUUUGUUUGUUUGUUUGAUUUUGUUUUCAGAAAAAUCCCUGUCCCUUCCCUCCCCCACCCUUUUUUUGUGAGUAUUAUUAUUACCUUAUUUCUAUUUGAUACCUUCAGAUUGGGGAUCUGUGAAGUUUCUUAAUGGCCGUCAGAAGGGGACACAUUAGGUACUUAAAAGAGGUUUAUGACAUGUCCAACGGCUACGAAGACCACAUGGCCGACGAGCCAAAAGACGCCAAAACCAACCUGAUCGUGAACUACCUGCCACAGAGCAUGACUCAGGACGAGCUGCGCAGUCUGUUCAGCAGCAUCGGCGAGGUGGAGUCCGCCAAGCUCAUCCGCGAUAAAGUGGCAGGUAAAGAUUCUGACAGCAGCCAGAGACACAGUUUAGGGUACGGAUUUGUUAACUAUGUUAACCCUAGUGAUGCAGAAAGGGCAAUCAGUACUCUGAAUGGGCUGAGGCUACAGUCUAAAACUAUCAAGGUGUCAUACGCCCGUCCGAGCUCGGACACCAUUAAGGAUGCUAACCUGUACAUUAGCGGCCUGCCGCGCACCAUGACGCAGAAGGACGUGGAGGACAUGUUCGCACGCUACGGCCGAAUCAUUAACUCACGUGUGCUGGUGGACCAGGCCACAGGGCUGUGCGGCGUGGCGUUUUCGCUGAUAAGCGUCCGAGGUGAGGACGCCAUCAAAGACCUGAACGGUCAGAAGCCCCCCGGGGCCUCCGAGCCCAUUACCGUCAAAUUCGCCGCCAACCCCAACCAGGCCAAGAACUCGCAGCUGCUGUCCCAGCUCUACCACUCUCAGUCCCGCCGCUUCGGCGGCCCCGUGCACCACCAGGCACAGAGGUUCAGGUUCUCCCCCAUGAGUGUGGAGCACAUGGGGGGGCUGUCGGGCGUCAGUGUUCCGGGGAACUCCACCUCUGGCUGGUGCAUCUUCAUCUACAACCUGGGCCAGGACGCGGACGAGGGCAUCCUGUGGCAGAUGUUCGGGCCCUUCGGCGCGGUGACCAACGUCAAGGUGAUCCGCGACUUCAACACCAACAAGUGCAAGGGCUUCGGCUUCGUCACCAUGACCAACUACGAGGAGGCGGCCAUGGCCAUCGCCAGCCUCAACGGCUACCGGCUGGGAGACAAGAUCCUGCAGGUCUCCUUCAAGACCAGCAAGUCUCACAAGUAGAGGGCCGGGCCUGGAGAAACCCCGCAAGAACCAGGAGAGAGGAGGAAGAGAGAGGGGAGAGGAGGGGAGGAGGAAGAGGGAGGGGGGGAGGAAGAGAGAAGGGAGGAGGAAGAGAGAGAGGAGGAUGUUCACUCUUCUUUGUUUUUUUUGUUUUUUUUUUGUGUUUUCUACAAAAAAAAGUUGACAACUGCAAAGGUAUAUUUAGUCAAUCUUCAGUGAAAAUACCCAUUUGUCAGAUUUUCACAUUUUUUCGUCCUGUUUAAAACUAAAAUGUGUAGAAUGUUUUUUUUGUUUUUCUUAAACUGGGAUGCAACUAAUGUAUUCUAAUUUUUUCUUUUUUUCUCGUUUUUGAUAUCCCAAGAUGUGUUGACCAAUUCUACACUUUUAUGUUCAUUUGUUUGUCUAAUACUAGAUUUCAGUGAGGUCACUAUGUGCCGUAUGCAUGGUUUAAAAAAAAAGGCUUCAGGUUUGCAGUGUCUUACAAAACUCUGAUUCCCUCUGUAACAGCUCUGUUCUGUGCUACUCCUAAACCUCAGUUCAGCUCUAGCCUUCUGCCUCCUGUCUGUUCUUACCUAAACUUACCUUAACUGAACUCACCUGAGCUUACCUUACCUGAACUCACCUGAGCUUUUCUUACCUUACCUGAACUCACCUGAGUUUUCCUUACCUGAACUCACCUGAGUUUUCCUUACCUGAACUCACCUGAGUUUUCCUUACCUGAACUCACCUGAGUUUUCCUUACCUGAACUCACCUGAGCUUUCCUUACCUUAACUCACCUGAGCUUUCCUUACCUUAACUCACCUGAGCUUUCCUUACCUGAACUUACCUGAGCUUACCUUACCUGAACUCACCUGAGCUUUCCUUACCUGAACUUACCUGAGCUUACCUUACCUUACCUGAACUCACCUGAGCUUUUCUUACCUUUCCUGAACUCACCUGAGCUUUCCUUACCUGAACUUACCUGAGCUGAACUUACCCGAGCUUAUUUGAGCUUACCUUACCUGAGCAUAGUUUAGUUUACCUUACCUUACCUUACUUGAACUUACCGGAACUGACCUGAGGCUAGUUGUGCUUUGCAGCUGCUAAAAUGGAUCUUUCCCUCCCGCAUGUAAAUCAGUGUUUUUUAGGCAUUGCAUUCUUGGCGCUCGGCUGAAAACUGCUCCUUAAGAAAAGGGUGUGGUGGCUUCAGCCAGAAUUUACAUUUUGAAGUUGGAAUUUCAAUUUUUUUUUUUGGAAAGGGUCCCUGAGAGCCGACUCUGAUAUAUAUAUGUAUGUAAAAAAAAAAAAAAGAAAGAAAAAGAUGGACCAAAGAGAUUGAAGGAAAGAAAUGUAUGAUCACGCCCCCGCCCCCGCCCCCGUCCCCGCCCAAGACACUCACUCACUCACCUAAGCCUCACUCCCCCUCGUGGGCCUCCCGGUGGAGCUCGUGGUGGGCCUCCUGGUGGAGCUCCCGGUGGGCCUCCCGGUGGAGCCUGCUGCGGUGCUCACUGAGAGGGGUGGCAGCAGAGCAGAGCCGCUCAGAGCGGCGGCGAGCGCCGGCGUCUCCCUGCGCUCGUCCUGUCAGCUCUUCUCUUCUCUUCUCUUUUUAACCGGCUGAGUGGGGAUUUACUCUCGAGUGAGGAGAGAGGAAGAAUAACUGAAAGUAACUUUUCUUUCAUUGCAGUGUAGUUUGGUAGUUAUGGAAGUCUGUUUAAAAAUAGUUUUCUAUUAAAGAAGAGAAAAAAAAACGAAUCCCAAACUUCUGGAACCUGCCUUGCGAAGCUGAAUUAACUUUUUUUUCUUCUUUUUUUCUUUGGUGUUUUUGUUUGAAUGUUUUUGCUUAUUUGCAUCACUUGUGAUCAUUAAUUAAAUUUGAUUUCUUUUCAUUAAA